AUGGUGGCUGCCAUCCCUCAAGCAGCAGCAGCAGCUACUGGUUCAACUGAAAAAGCCUCUAAUCCAACAAGACACCCACUUUUACCUUCUGAGAAAGACCAACAACGAAACAAUGGUAGUACCCACACUGCAACAAGGAAACCCAGAGGCAAACAAGUCCCUUCUAGGUACCUCUCUCCCUCUCCUUCCACUUCUACAACAACAACAACUACUACUACUACCACUUCAAGUUCUUCGUCUUCAAGUUCUUCAUUUCCAAAGAGAUUUGCUUCACCAUUACUAUCAAGGUCUACCAAUUCUGGACCUUUACACACACCAUCAACAACAACUACAAGUUCUUUUCUUUCUGGGUCUAAAAGAUCCCAAUCUGCUGAUAGAAGGAGGCCUGCUACUUCUACAAGGCCAACAACACCAAACCCACAAGGCAAUGCAACUGAAAUGUCAGCUGCAACAAAGAUGCUGAUUACUUCAACAAGGACUUUAUCAGUUUCUUUUCAAGGUGAGGCCUUUUCACUUCCAAUUAGUAAAGCUAAGUCUGUGACACCACCACAAAAUAAUGUAGCUAGAAAAGCCACUCCUGAGAGGAGGAGAGCUACUCCUGUGAGAGAUCAGGUUGAGAAUUCAAAGCCUAUGGAUCAGCAUAGGUGGCCAGGGAGGAGUAGAGAAGGGAAUUUGAAAGAGCGGAAUCCACUGCUGUCUAGGAGUUUGGAUUGUAGUGUUGUUGUUGGUGGUGGCGUAGAUAAGAGGGUUAUUGGAUCUGGGUUUAUGGGGGUUAAGUCAUUGCAGCAGUCUAUGAUGAUUGAUGACGGCAGGAGGUUGAGCUUGGAUUUAGGCAAUGCUAAGCAGAACCGAGAUGCUAUUUCAGUAAAUGAGUCGUCUUUUACUGGCGAUCUUACCGCUUCUGACAGUGAUAGUGUUUCCUCUGGUAGCACUUCAGGAAUGCCAGAAAUUGGUAAAAAAACUGGGGCUCGUGGCAUUGCUGUUUCGGCAAGGUUUUGGCAGGAAACUAAUAGCAGGUUGAGGAGGUUGCAGGAUCCAGGUUCACCCUUAUCUACUAGUCCCGGUUCUAGAAUGGGUGUUUCACCAAAAACUACUCAAUCAAAAAGAUUUGGUAGAGACGGUCCUUUGUCAUCUCCACGAAUGAUGGCAGCUUCGCCUGUUAGGGGAGCUGCACGGCCUGCAUCUCCUAGUAAGCUUUGGACAUCUUCAGCUUCAUCUCCAUCUAGAGGGAUGUCUAGUCCUUCAAGGGUGAGACCAAUGAGUGGCAGUUCUCCUUCGAUUCUUAGUUUCUCUGUUGAUUUAAGGAGAGGGAAGAUGGGGGAGGAUAGAAUUGUUGAUGCACACAUGUUGAGGCUUCUGUAUAACCGUUAUUUGCAAUGGCGGUUUGUAAAUGCAAGGGCAGAUGCUACCUUCAUGGUGCAAAGACUGAAUGCAGAGGAAUGGCCAGAAUUCCAUUCCCUCACUAUUCCUAGACCCAUGCAUUACUUUGGAUUACCUUGGAUUCUUCGAGUCCAUGCUAGAAUGGAAAGCAACAGUGGUGCAGAGAAAGUGGGCACUAGCAGGGUAGAAGUUGUGUUUGUUGACUACACAAGUGUUCCCUUGUUAGAUGACUAUGGGGGAAAGGGCAGUUUGAGGAGAAAGGAUAAGGAAGUUGCUACUUUGAAUAAAGUCGUUUAUGGAGAUGGAUGGCAGACUCAAACAAGGGAAGUGGAUAAAUACUCUCUAUUUUCAGUUCUUGUGGUCUUGUGGGAGCUAUUAGAGGAGCUUGUGAUAUUUUUCAUUUUCACUGCUUGUGAAAAAUUUGUGGAAUGCGUGGGUAACGAUCUCAGAACUACGGCAUUCUGUCACUCUCAGAAGAAUCAAGUUACUUUUGCUGAGGCAAAAGCUGAAGCUAACUUCUAUACUCAAGGGACAACCAUUUCAUCUCUUUUCCUAAUUCUGAAAAUGUCCAAUGAGCUGGUGAAGCAUUUAGAGGCCUUGAUGUUUGCCUCUAUCAUAGAUGCUUGUAGAGCUUUAUCUAGAUUUACUGUAAUUGCUCAUUUAGAAGAAUGGUCUCUUCUUGAUAGAGAUCACUCGAGUUCUCUGGAAGGAGCAACUGAAGCUCUGAAGGCCAGUACUCUUCGCCUUCCAGUUGUUGGAAAGGCACUGGUCGAUGUUCAAAUUCUGAAGGAUGCUGUUGGUUCAGCAGUUGAUGUGAUGCAAGCAAUGGCAUCCUCAAUAUGCCCGCUAUCAGCAAAGGUGGAAGACGUGAAUUCAUUGGUGGCUGAACUUGCGAAUGUGACUGCUAAGGAAAGACACAUGCUUGAACAAUGUAAAGAUUUCUUGUCCACCUUAGCAACCGUGCAGCGACUGCAAUACUCUAACCUGCAAGAGGCUGGAACUCUAGACGCUUCGGAGGAGGAUGAGGUACGGUGGUACAUUACUAAGCGAAAGAGAAGGUCAGCGACAGCUCAUGUUGUGGCUGUGCUUCCGGCGCAUGGGAAAGUUAAAAGUCCCCAGCCCUACCGCCAACAUGAGCUGCCGGGUCUCAAGUCCAAGCUUCCAAGUUACCAUGAGUAA
Dovyalis caffra is the source of this 2559-nucleotide messenger RNA. The record is from the annotation of a GenBank genome assembly. NCBI's taxonomy places the organism in Eukaryota, Viridiplantae, Streptophyta, Magnoliopsida, Malpighiales, Salicaceae.